Ornithorhynchus anatinus (platypus) is the source of this 3421-nucleotide messenger RNA. It is a transcript of the gene MAPDA, whose product is annotated as adenosine deaminase like. Gene Ontology annotation, biological process: inosine biosynthetic process; adenosine catabolic process. The coding region runs from base 13 to 1461 and encodes 482 amino acids. Lineage: Eukaryota; Metazoa; Chordata; Mammalia; Monotremata; Ornithorhynchidae. Gene Ontology annotation, molecular function: adenosine deaminase activity. The transcript is spliced from 12 exons. The record is from RefSeq and is a predicted model, not a curated record.
CCGCCUUUCCAAAUGGGGGGAGGGGCGCGAGGCGCCGCCCUCCUCCCCCCGCCUCGGCGCCCGCCGGCCGUCCCGGGCCCCUCCCGCUCCCUUCCGCUCGCCCUCCUCGGCCGGGCCCGGCCGCCGUUCGGCGCGCGCCUCCCUCCCCGCGGGCCGUUGCCCCGGGGGCCGCCGGGAAACGGCCCGCCCCGGCCCAAGCGGGGCCCGAGAAGUCCGUGCGGGAGCCGUCGGCGGGACCGGCGAUCGGUUCCUCGCCCCCCUUGGAGAAACUUCUUUCCCACCGAACCGCCGAUGGCAGACGAGGAGCGGCAGCCCCGGCGGGAUCCCUUUUACUCAGAGAUGCCCAAAGUGGAGCUUCACGCCCACUUGAACGGUUCCAUCAGUUCGGCUACCAUGAAGAAACUAAUAGCCCUGAAGCCGCACCUCAAAAUCCAGGAUGGGAUGCCGGUCGACAAGGAAGACGGGACGCUGGAGGAGUAUUUCCGGAUGUUUCAGCUCAUCCACCAGAUCACGAACCGCACGGAAGAUGUCCUAAUGGUCACGAAAGACGUCAUUAAAGAGUUUGCGGAUGAUGGGGUCAAGUAUCUGGAGCUGAGGAGCACGCCCAGAGGAGAAAUCACGACGGUCAGACCACAGCGCCCCACACCUUCAGCGCCCUCGCGAAAUCACCUCCCUCGGUCGUGUUUGGCGAGCCCUUCCCGUGCAGAGUGCCGCAGCGAGCACCCGGGAGAGUACGGUAUGACUAAGAGGACUUACGUGGAAGCUGUUCUCGAAGGCAUAAAGCAAUCCAAAGAAGAGAAUCUGGACAUAGAUGUGAGGUAUUUAAUGGCCGUAGACCGGCGAGGCGGUCCUGCGGUCGCCCGGGAGACCGUUAAACUUGCCGAAGAGUUCUUCCUGUCCACCGACGAUACCGUUCUGGGCCUCGACCUCAGCGGAGACCCCACUGUGGGACACGGAGAGGACUUUUUCGAACCCCUGCUGCAAGCAAAGAAAGCUGGCCUGAAGUUGGCAUUGCAUCUUGCCGAGAUUCCGGGUCUAGAGAAGGAGACCCAGGUCCUCCUGGGGUUGCCUCCUGACCGAAUCGGGCACGGGACGUUCCUUCAUCGUUGCGCGGGAGCUGGGCCGAGCCUGACGGAGCUCGUUCGCCGCCAUCGGAUCCCCAUCGAGUUCUGUCUCACGUCGAACGUCAGAAGUCGGACGGUGCCUUCCUACGACCGACAUCAUUUCGGAUUCUGGUACGGCGUGGCCCACCCUUCUGUGAUCUGCACCGACGAUAAGGGUAUUUUCGAUACCCGCCUGUCUCGAGAGUACCAGCUGGCGGCCGAAAACUUCCGCCUGAGCCAGGCCCAGGCGUGGGACCUCUCCUACAAGUCCAUCGACUGCAUCUUCGCCUCCGGCGGCGUGAAGGCCGAACUCAGGAAGAAGUGGAGCCGGCUGAAGCCGGGUCCGCUGAGCGACUGAACGGCUCCGGGCCCUCGCCCUGAAUCUCGCCUUUCCGCCCGCCCUGCCCUCGCCUGCGUAUAGAUUUUGGUUUCCUUCCGGGCCGUUCUGAUCUGGUCGCUAAUCCCGACUCCGGAUUUUGACCCGGCGGAUGAUGCUGGCCCCGGAUACGGUGCUCGAGGCCUCGCGAACGGGGCCGGAGUGGGAGCGUCACCCGCGAGGGCCUCGGCCGGACGGGGCGGGGGCUCCCCGAUCCGGGCCCCGCCCCGGCCGGCCGUCGGCACCUCUCUCGGAGGGCCCGGGCCCGGGCUUCGGGCAGCGGGUUAGAAAGUCCGGGCCUCGUUGGUUUGCACGUUCACCCUCCCGCUCGAUCGUGUACGCCGACGGCUUGCUUUCUUUUGGAUCGCCGUCAUAAAGAUCGUCUGGAUCAGGUCGGAUCUCGGGACUGCAUCGAUGCACUUUUGUCUCAGCGCUCACGUCUCGUGGCGUCGGUUUAGAGCUCUCGCCGGGUAGAGCGGGGCGGGCCGCCGGAGGGUCGGGGUCAACCGGCGGGGUGAACUGAUCAGAAUCACGCCCACAAAACGGCACGGGAAAGGGAAACCCGCCCGUUACCCGUGGGACGGGUUCGGGAAUCGGCGCGGCAAGAGACCGGGGACGAGAAGGCGGAGUUCUUUACAGAAUUUAUCCCGCGGGGCGAAUCGAACCUCCCUCUGGGGAGGAAUGUGAUUAUUUAACGAUAUUAGAGCUUCCCUACCGGGAGGAAUACGCUGAGGUGUCAACUCGCGCACGACAAGAGUGCCCGGGUCCCGCCCCACGGGCGCUUCCCACUUGGGAGGAGUUCACUCACGGUCGCGCACCCGUGGCGAAGCGCCUGCCUUCCAGCCCCAACGUGAGGGAAACCCCAGGCCAGAGGCGAGGGGUCGGGGGCGUGUCGGACGAGAUCGAGGUACGGCAGGUUGGCAUUGGAACAGCGAGGCGUACAGGCCGGGUGCGAUAUCGAAGCGGCCGGGUACGACGGGAGGGAGCGAACGCUCAGAACAGUGCUCUGCGCUCAGCGCUAAAUAACUCAGGUUGCCGACGCAGAAGCGCUCUCCGCCUCUCGCCGGCUUUCCCCGUCCCCAAGGUGAACUCGGGGUCUCCGACGCUACCGCGGGACCGCCCGAGCGAGGCGGGAGUCGGGAGGGCGGGAGGGCGGAGACUGAGGCCGGAAGCCGGAAUGGCCUGGGAGCCCAGGUAAUAACCAGGUGGACCGAGACCCGCGGCGGCCGGCCGCCGGUCACCGACGGCCGGCCGCGUGAGAAGGCCGCUCUGCCCGCACCGGGCGAGGAGCCGCGCGACGGGCGAGGGUCCCGGCCCGCCGAACGCCCCCCUCCACGACGCACAGACCGCUUCCGUCUCACCGCCGAGGGAUUUCCGUCCGUAGAGACCCGCUCCUCGCACCCGUCCCCGCCUCGGGCCCCAGACCGUCGGUUUGGGAGCGGUUUGGCCGGACUCUCCCAGGGUCUGCCCCGCUGAUGCUUAGGGAGCGUCACUCCCUCGUUUUAGUUUCCCGGAGGGACGAAUUUAUUCGACGUUAGGGAGAGCCAUAUCUACUUCACACGGCCCCUGAGCCCGAGACCCCCGGCGAAGCCCUCCUGUCCCUCACUCGCUCUCCCUUCUACGUUUUCACGCGUCCUUUUACUGCGUGUCCAGCGCGGUCCCCUCUCCCCGCUUUGUAUCGUUGGACUCCGAGCCCCCCGAGGAACGGGCACCGGAUCUAAUCCUCAAAGGCGUGUCCUCUCUGGGUUCAGGACAGGGCUCUGAACCCAGUAAGCCCUGAGUAAAGAAUAUUACCACCACCUGAUAGUGGCCCCCACGGCACCCGUGUACCGGUCCGUAAUUUCCAUUUAAAAAAAACUGUAAUCUCCUUGCGGGCAGGGAGCGUGCUGCUAACUCCGUCGAACUCUCCCGGGCGCGUUGAUUAAAAGAGAUGUAACUGUGU